CCACAAUCUCACAAUGGGGUUGUUAGAUACGUUGAACAAGAACAAAUCCAAACGGGAGAAACAGCUUAAUAUACAGAAGAAGAGGGAUAUAUGCAGGAAGACUGGAUAUCUCAAGAAGAAGCAAAUCUGUAAGCUAAAGCAUAAUAAUAUCACCAAGAAAAGAGAAGCAAAGGAGAUUUAUAAAUCAUUGAGCUCAGGGCCAAGCAAGCCACAUCCAAAUACUUCAGUCACCAACGGCAUGGAUUUUAAAGGUGUCAUGCUAGCAGGGAAGUAUGAUGGCAGCCAGAAUAUUGACGGAUGGUACAUGAGCGAGAAAUUAGAUGGUUUAAGAUGUUAUUUUGAUGGCAAGACUUUUAGGACGCGGAAUGGGAAUUUAUUCAACCCGCCACCUGAAUUCAGAGAAAAUUUUCCUGAAGGAGUACACCUUGAUGGAGAGCUUUGGAUUGGCAGAAAUCGAUUUCAUGAAUGCCACUCUGUAGUACGGGCUCAAACUGCUGAUAAAGGAUGGUAUAAGGUAAAAUAUCUAAUAUUUGAUGCUCCUCAGCAUCCUGGCACAUUUAAGCAAAGACUGGAAUAUCUCAAAGACCUCCUGCAAAACAUUGAUGAUGGUUAUCUCACUCUCCACGAGCACAAAAUCUGUGUAAACGCUGCAGAGGUUCAACUUGAGAUGGAAAAAAUUAGAAAGUUAGGCGGAGAAGGUCUUAUCCUUCGAGACCCAGAUUCUUUCUAUGAAUUUUCCAAACGAUCCAACUUUAUGCUUAAAGUAAAAGACUUCCACGAUGAUGAAGCAACUAUCAUAGACUACGAGAACGGGACUGGGAAGUACAAAGACCUCAUGGGUGCUGUCAUCGUCCAGAACAAGUACGGCAUUAAGUUCAAAGUCGGAAGUGGAUUCUCCGACGAACAACGGAAAGAGAAGAUCCAAAUCGGCCGUAAGAUAACCUACAAAUAUGCUGAGCUGACUAAAAAGGCGUUCCUCGAUUUCCUAUUUUUUGAGGUAUUAUGAAGAAGUCUAAUUCAUCUGUAA
This is a messenger RNA of Moneuplotes crassus, 1027 nucleotides long. The record is from the annotation of a GenBank genome assembly. NCBI's taxonomy places the organism in Eukaryota, Ciliophora, Spirotrichea, Euplotida, Euplotidae.